This is a messenger RNA of Megalops cyprinoides (Indo-Pacific tarpon), 1035 nucleotides long. RefSeq names its product myoglobin (gene mb). Gene Ontology annotation, cellular component: extracellular exosome. Bases 97 to 534 code for a protein of 145 amino acids. Lineage: Eukaryota; Metazoa; Chordata; Actinopteri; Elopiformes; Megalopidae. The record is from RefSeq and is a predicted model, not a curated record. Gene Ontology annotation, biological process: oxygen transport. The transcript is spliced from 4 exons. Gene Ontology annotation, molecular function: heme binding; oxygen binding.
AAGGGGUAUAAAAGGUAAGGUCUGGAAAUGGGAACAUCUUGACAUUAUUUUGGAGUUCAAAAGAUUCUAACACCUUCGCUCAGGACUCAGCUGAUCAUGAGUGAUUUUGAUGCAGUUCUGCCCUCUUGGGCCACCUUUGAGAAGGACGCCACUGGAAAUGGAGGAGAGGUUCUCACCCGUCUGUUCAAGGCCCACCCUGGCACCCAGAAUCUGUUCCCCAAGUUUGUGGGGAUCGCAGAGGCCGAUUUGGCGGGAAACGCAGCGGUAGCGAACCAUGGCGCCACGGUGCUGAGGAAGCUGGGGGACCUGCUGAGGGCCAAGGGGGACCACUCAGGCAUCCUCAAGCCCCUGGCCAACAGCCACGCCAAGACUCACAAGAUCCCCAUCGAGAACUUCAAUUUGAUCAGUGAAAUCAUCAUCAAGUUGAUGGCCGAGAAGGCGGGGCUGGAUGCGGCAGGUCAGGCGGCUAUGAGGAAGAUCAUGGGAACAGUUAUCGGCGACAUGGCUGGCUUCUACAAGGAGUUCGGCAACUAGGGAUAAACAGCAGCUUUCUCAGUUAAAACCAGCAAGUCUGUGAUAACCAACAGUGGAGCGAAAACAACCAGAUGACAAGAGGCGAUCUCACCUUCACCGGAGAUAUGGGAUGGAGAGCAUGCUGGGAAUUAUGUCCAUGGCUUAUGUGAUUGAUUCUGUUGCAAGGCUAAGUAAAACUAAGUGCCGGGCUUGAAUGUAUUUAAUGCUUUUAACUGUGACUUAUUCUGAUACAUGAAACAUAGGACAAAGAGGGAGGAAGAAAAAAAGGCAAAAGAAGAAGGUAAAGAGACAAACAUUUCUUUCCUUCUCUACUUCUGAGGGGAACUUCAACAUCUGUGCAAAUGCAUACGCAUCCCUUCUUUGUAGUGUGCUUAUUGAUUAUAAACAGCUUUUAUGGGUUAUUGCUAUGACUGUUAUAGUAUCAUGUUGUUACUGUGUUGUAUUGUUUGUAUCAGUGUUUAAAAGUCGCCUCUAAAUAAAAACAUUUAAUCAGCUGCAAAA